Messenger RNA from Neurospora tetraspora, 1220 nucleotides. RefSeq lists its product as uncharacterized. The transcript has 2 exons. NCBI's taxonomy places the organism in Eukaryota, Fungi, Ascomycota, Sordariomycetes, Sordariales, Sordariaceae. Bases 1 to 1107 code for a protein of 368 amino acids. The record is from RefSeq and is a predicted model, not a curated record.
AUGGAUCUAACACCAAAUUCUCAUCUAGUCGACGAGAGCGCCGAAGACACGGCCAUUGUAGAGGACUCCUCUGCUGCCGGCCCUAGUAGUGCAUCUACUACCCCCUCAACUAACCCAGUGGUCGCUUCCUCGGGCAAUACCUUGGCUCAGCUCGCGAUUACCAACCACGCGAUCGCUGACUACCAGAAUCAACUUCGUCUACUGCAGGCUCAGAAUCUAAGGCGUUUAGCCGCCGCCGCCACCGCCCGGUUUAGGGCCGCCCAGGGACCCUUUCCCUUCUUCCAACUGCCGGCAGAGAUCCGCAAUAUGGUGUAUGGCGUCCUGCUCACUUCCGAAAACACGAUCGUGCCGCAUAACACCCUGCCCCCACCAAUCUUCCAUUACGAUGUCCAAGAUGCCCGUAGAGCUGCUGGUCCGCUCUAUGAUCCGCUCCCCACCCUGUUGCGCGUAUCUCGGGAGUUCUCUCGUGAGGCUGCGAUGGUUUUCUACACCACCAACACCUUUUAUUUGGAUCUGACGCAUCACAGACUUUGGCUGGUCAGGAUCGGCAGGCCCAACUCGUUCAUCAUCAGACACUUGAAGAUCAAGAAACGAACGGAAACCUGGAUUACAAAGCUCGUGAACAUGGGAAACACGAUCACCAAGCGGUGCCGGGGGUUGACAGAGCUGGAUUUACAGUUUAGGCGCCUGUGGAUCGAAACAGAAGAUGGCGUCGAAGAACUGCCCGCACGACAAUGUCUCCAAUUGUUUGUUGAAAACGAGGCCAUUAGGGCGGCUUGGAGAACAAACAGGUUGACAAGGCUCAAAAGGGUAACCAUUCUUAUCCGCGAGGAGUGCGAGCAUACCGAAUACCUGGUCGGACUUCUGAAGCAGUUGGCGGGCAACGUGAAGAAAGGGGUUGUCGUCGAGGCUAGGCAUGUCGCCACGGUAAACAGAUACAGGUUACCAGGUGCGUCGCCAACCGAGAAUCAAUUCACACUUGUAGACCAGGAGCGGAAGUUCUUCGAUGGGAGGUAUGACAGGGAAACAAGAACUGUGGUGACGCAGGUGUUCCCAUGGGAGAUACCAGUGGGUUGGCCCACCAUCUAUCGCCGCGUUCAUGAAUAGAAUUUUGUUGGGACUUUGGGGCAAUGGGUCUAUGGGCUAGGGAACUUCUCCCGCAAGCGCCAGCUUGGGGUUUGGAUGGCCAGCGGAAUCUGAAAAGCAGGCAAAUAGGGAAG